Molecule: messenger RNA, 950 nt
Organism: Zychaea mexicana
Lineage: Eukaryota; Fungi; Mucoromycota; Mucoromycetes; Mucorales; Lichtheimiaceae
Exons: 4
Coding region: 101-682 (193 amino acids)
Source: RefSeq, a predicted model, not a curated record
GACACAAUGACAAAUGCUUUUUAUAAUAGCGCAAUUCAAGUCAGCUCCCCAUCUUUAUUAUUAAGUCUAACACUAGUGCAUAACCCCACACUGUUCACUAAUGGCAACAGAAGCAGACAUUGAAACAUUCCAAGCAUUCCGCGUUUAUGAUUUCGACAAUGACGAAAAGUUUCAGAGUGGCAUGGCGAGCAUUUUAAAACGUGCCGAAGACGAUCCUUCGAGUCAAAAUGACGUUGUUGAGCGUGCAAAGUGGUUCUAUUAUACAAAGUUUAUUAAAAGCUUCGAUCUGGAUGAGUACCGAGGAUGGAACUCGAAUGAUGAUACUGGCAGUAGCAGCGACAAGAAGGAUGGCAUAGCAGCAACAGCAACAGAAACGGAAGAAUCCAAGGAAACGAAUGAUAGUAGGGAUAGCGAAUCAGAAAAGAAAGAAGACGGCGAUAAACCACCACGGUUCACUUUCCAAGAACUUGUGGAAAUGAUUGAAACGGGGCAAGAAAUUCCAGGCAUUCGCCAGAUCCCUAAUAAGAUCAAUGAAGGCACGCCGAGUGAGCCGAAACUUUCGGUCCGACGGAAACCUUGGGAGUCAGCAGCAGCAGCAACUCCAGCAGCAGGAGAAGAGGCACAACAACCACAAGUAGCAACUCCAGCAACAGCAGCAGCACCAUCUUCUUCAUCAGGAUAAAAGGAAAAACAUAGGAGGGGACUUGUUGCCUGACGAUGAUGAAAAGACAUUAGCAUUUCUUUGUCCAAAACAAGGAAAAAUUGUCUUCUUUUUUCUUUUUUUGUAAAUAAUUCUGCAUGGCAGCAUGGAGAGCCGACAUGCUUCUUCUCAUUUUUACUUUUCAGAGACUUUCUCUACAAUUAAAGGGGGAAAAGCUGCGAUUUGAUUGAGGAGGAAAAGCAAAAAUUUAGUUCAUGGAUAUGAUAUUACCACAGGAGAAGAAGACAAG